Molecule: messenger RNA, 6192 nt
Organism: Eimeria mitis
Lineage: Eukaryota; Apicomplexa; Conoidasida; Eucoccidiorida; Eimeriidae
Exons: 11
Coding region: 1-6192 (2063 amino acids)
Source: RefSeq, a predicted model, not a curated record
AUGGUGGAUUCCCCAUUUGCUGAGGAACCGCUAUCUGCAACUCAGCCAGCAGUUACACCCGCCAUUCUUUGCGCAGGAGGGCGGCCGAGAGGCGAUGCCGCUACAUCUGUCCAUGACCUACUCGUCGUAGAGAGGGACAACAACACAGUCUCUCCGACCCCAGGUCGUUUUUCUCCUUUGUCGGCAUUUGCGGGGACCACCUGUAUCAGUAGACAAGCAGAGGAAGGCCCGGCAGUGGACCUUUACCCGUCCCUCGUGCCACUGCCAACCCCCGCGUCUAUGACUCACAUGCACGGAUCUUCUGCCGACAGUGGAACCUCAAUAUCGCCAUUGCGUAUCACCAACAAGGGCCUUCCGGAUGAGUCGGACAGCAAACGUAACAGUCCGUCGAAAGAGUCCUUCCCAGACACCAGCGAGAACAUAGAUCCCGUGCAGCACCAAAUGGAGCAGCAGCAACAAGAGUCAGAAACUACCCUGAAAAAUGGGAGGUCCUCAGUUGCCGCUUCGAGUGUGGAGCGUUUCGCGUCAUCGCGUUGUUCCAGUCCUUUGCUGGAAGAGAUGGCUUCUCCUGGCUCGCGCGAAGCGGCACCUGUCAGGAGCUCUCCGAGGCCAGAGCAGCAUGAAGCGACGGCCGCUAUGUCUGAACAGCGCAUUGAUGCAGCGUGGCAGAGACACGUUAGGUCAUGGUGCAGCACAAGUAGCUCUCUGGAAUCCUCUAUCUCGGAUUUGAGACUGAGAGAGGAGACUCGGCGCAACACGAAGCGAAACGCAUCCCCUCUUAGUGCCAAGAAUCUACGUGAGCACCUGCAACAGCUGCAGCCACAACUGCAGCGCUCAAGGAAAAGCAGCAGCCCUAUUCGCCCUCAACAAACAACAGCUGCGGUUUCUGCCUCUGCUCCCUCUACCCCCCUGCGGUUCCACGUAGCUUCCUGGCAGCAACAGCGCCAGGACCGCUCGGAUGGCCGCACACCUCCGAGGCCCCAACAUACAGGCGCAAUAGCAGCUUCAUCCAGAGCAGCGGCAACGCCCGUGAGUACAGCCGCUGCGGCUGCAGCAGCAACCCCAACUUUUGAGCGUUCUAUUAAAGGAGGCAGUUCGGUUAGGAGCAUCUUGAGAGCUGCCUCGGCCUCAGGGAGUGCGAACAGUCUUUCUGCUCGUCGUGUUGUCUUCACGCCCGUCGCUAAGACCCAUGGUCUUGCUGCUGAUGUAGAGGGGGAAGCAUCUCCGUGGAUCAACCAACGGGCGGCUGCGGGUGGGGAAGCCACCCCUUGCAGCUCUACUGCAACCGCGCUCAAGCCUGCCGAAACAAGCGCGGCUGCGCGUGUGCCUGACUGCGGCGAGCCUCCAUCGGCAAUGAGCUCAGAUUCUGUCCCUAUCCUCGAACAGCAAGAAGAGCAGCAGGCCAAGUCUGUCGCCUCCACUGAACAUUCAAGCGGCGCCUCCGAAGACCGCAGGAGGGGCUCGGCAAAUGACUCUUCCGAGCAACUGCAGCAAGAAACGCUGCUGCUGCAGCAGUCACAGCCUGAUGGGGGUGGUGGUGAGGCUCAACAGCUACAUCAGCAGCGGCAAAAGAGCGCCCAAAGUUAUAUGGCAACUGGGAACGUACAUCUAGAGGCUGAAGCUGCGUCAGAGGGGGAGGGUGCCGCAGUUGCAAUAACAACAGCAGAGGCAAUACAAACGGGAAAGCUGGUGCCGCGAGCGCCGCUGAUGACGGAGGCCGUUACGUUAGCGGAAUCUACAUCUGACCCGACUUCAGCCCCAAUAACGGAACCAGCCGGGGUGCUUGACGCACAGUCUGAAGAAGUACCCUUGCCAGUGCAUGGGUCCGGACAUGCGGCAGCAGAAACAGCGGCGGAGGUUGUCACUGCCGCCGCAGCAGAAACCGAUGGUGACCUAGAAACGGAAGCAAAUGAAGAUGCUGCUGCACAUGUCUUGCAUGCCCCGUCAGUGACAACAGCCCAAGUCUCUGCGGGAAAUGCAACAUGUGAGGCUGAUCCGCCAAGAGCGCCAUCAACAGCUGAAAGGGGCGAUGGUGCUACUGAUUCUGUCAAGACCAGUGGUGGAGACGUCAGCUACUGCAGCUCUUCCACUCGUGUGUUGGUGAUGAGCAGUGAAGGAGAAACGGAAUUGUUGCUUCAGUCGACAUCUUGCCUCGUGGCUCCGUCCCUUAGCGAGCCCUUGUGUUCAGACCCGACGCCUCUACGGAAGGCCCCUGCCAGGCCGCCUUCUGGGCCUGAGGCACGCGCAGCAGCCGCAGCAGCAGCAGCAGCAAGGGCCCGUAAUUCAUUUGCCGGUGCCUCUCCAGUUGCUGCUACUGCUGACUUCCCAGCUGCUGCUGACGGUGCUGUAGUGGACGCCUCGACAGCAACAGCAGGUCAGAAGACUCCUCAGCAGACGGUCAAUGAGGAACUAAGCGCUUGUCGGGAACAAUCAGCAGCGGCGGGACAUCUGCCGCUGCAGCAACAGCAGCAGCACGGGCAAGGUUCAGUGCCCAUCUCGGAUGAGUAUACCAGAGUUACGCCAGAGCCCGGCCAGGUAGUGCACCAAGAAACGUCGAGCCACACGGCGAACGUGGACGCGCACGGCUCAGAAGCUGCCGUUACUGCCAUUUCUGGAAUCGCAGCAGUCCAAACGGAUGCUGACGGGGGCCAUCCGAACCCACUUAGUCAAAGUGCACAUUGUGGCCCACAGUUGGUUCAACCGCAGCACCAGCAGCAACAAAAUGUGCACGAUGAAGGGGAGCUUGAGUCGCCUGACGCUUCUGAGACAUCCUCAACUCCAGUAACACCAUUCGCCGGCCCUGACCCUCUAAGUGGAGACGCGCCGCUAUCCCCCAGGCUGGCAGUCCCGUCGGGUAGAGGGGGGUCGCGGAUUGUGAGCACAUCUGCUAUGUCGUUCCUUCUUAGUGUCAGGCAUCAGCUUGAGGCGGAGGCAGCAGUUCAACAUGACCGACAGCGGGAACAGCAAGGAGAGCUGCAGGCCCAGCUGGAACUACAGGAGGAAGAUUUACCUUUCCGCGACUCGCGUGAACCAAGCCUGUGCAGGGAAGGCGCCCAAGCAACGGAAGAAAAUUCGCAGGCGGAGCCACAGCAGCAGGAGCAGUUGGAGCACCGGGAGAAAUUGGGGCAACGGGAGCAGUUGGAGCAGCAGCAGCAGUUGGAGCAGCAGCAGCAGUUGGAGCAGCAGCAGCAGUUGGAGCAGCAGCAGCAGUUGGAGCAGCAGCAGCAGUUGGAGCAGCAGGAGCAGGUGGAGCAACAGGAGCAGCAGCAGGUCGAUGCCGAAGAGCGGCAGCAGCUACUCGAUAAGUCCACCGCCAGCCCCAAUAGCCGCCAGCAGGAGCAGCAAGAGGCUGAAAGCGUGCAAACACCUGGCGAAUCGCAUAAUGCAGCAGAGGCGGAGGGCGAUGCUGCACUGCCUGGGGCUGCUGCAUCGACUGCGGCAAUUGCUGCCACUACCGGCAGCUGCAGCAGCAGCGCACCAAAUGAAGCGCCAGAUUCUCAGGAAUCGCCCUCCAAACAUCCAUGCAGGAACUCAGAUUCUCGGAGUGCAGACUUAGGAGGCUCAGACAGCCACAGCAGCAGCAGCAGCGUGCUCUUGGGCAGCGUGACGACGACUGGCGCCAAAGAGGACAACAGUAGCAGCAGGAACCCUCCGUGGCGCACACAAUGGAGGGCGUUAGACGCGCUGGCGAAUAGGCUGCUGCAGGGCCUACCAAAGGCCCCCACUGUCAUUGCUGAAGGGGAAGGUGGCUCGCCGCUUGCAGCGAGGGAGCCACAAGCAGCAAUAUUAGCGGUGCAGUCUGCACCAGGGGCAAGGGAAACAGGUGCUGCUGAAUUAUCUGGAGAGACAGAGCCUGCUAUUCCGCGUAUAUCGUGGGUUGACUACAGGGAGGAACGUCUGCGAGAACUGCAGCUGUGCGAAAAAGAUCAUCACGAGGUAGAAAUGCAGCGCGAAGACAUUGACAAUGGCGGCAUGCACGAGGGAAACGAUGAGCUUUCGGAUGUGCAGCAGGUUUUAAAGCACCGGCUGAUGAAGCGCGGCUUUGGAGUCGCCUCGGCAGCAGCAGAACAGCUACUAAUGCAUCCAGCCAAGACACGGAGCGAGUGGAGGGAGCUCUGUGCGAGGACAGAGGAGUCGCUUCAACAGCAACUGCGCCACCAGAUUGAACCUUUGGCUCAACAGAUGACUCGGGACUUACAGCAACUGGAGGAGGCUCUAGAAGCUGCAGCCAGCGGGGCUGAGAGAGCUGCGGAGGCAAAGCGUCUUCGUCUUAGUAGGGAAUCGUGGGAGUCGGGAUUCGUCGCUCUGGCGGAGGAGCGGCACGUUGCUCUGCAGUCUGCCGCCAGCAACGUCGAUACUGCAGCGGCCUCUUUGGGCCGUAUGCUGGAACAGGAGACACAGCUGGCGGAAGAAAUAGCGGCCAUGAAAGCUGAAAUAAGAGGGUUCGACAACACCAGUGACGACCUGCGGCUGCUGGCGGAUAUUCGCCACAAGGAGAGCAUUGUGAAGGCAUUUGAACGGCUUAGUGGCGUCCGCAUACAGCGAGUCAGCACAACAGGGCUAGUUGCCGAGUUGGCUUGGCCGCGAUCCCUUCCUGCUGCUGUUGCUCUCCAAAUACCUGCGGAUACUUAUGCUAAGGAUGCAAUGCUACCGCGUGCAAGCACUAGCAAACUUUUUAAUCGCCUUUAUGGAGCAGGUGACUACCCCGCAGCAUCAACGAGAAUCACGAUUUCGUGGAGUAAAGAAGAGACGCAGCAAAUGCAGCUGCAGCGCCACACGCAACCGGCUCCUGUGCGCGUCGCCAUAACAACAACUGCAGCAGCUGCUGCUGGAGCAACAACUGUAACUGAACCGGCUACCCCGGUUCGACAGCGCGUACAGAUCGUGAGGCCGUGUCUUCCCCCAGGAGGCCUUCCUACGGACUCCACUGUAUGCACCCCACUGCUGGCUUCUCGCCGAGGAAGAGCAUAUGGGGCGGAUACAGCACCUUCAGCAGAUGCUGCGGCUCCUGCUGCAGCAGACGCUGCAGCAGCAUGUGCAGUUGGUGUUGGGCCCCAAUGGAAUCAGCAGCAGCCGCCAUCAGCUGUAGCUGGAGAACCUCGAUUCUUGCCCAUAACGAGUUGCAAGCUGCAGUCUCGCUUCCCUGUGUUACGCUCUGUCGGAGCAACUGUUGCUUCGGGGACCGCUGGUGGUACAACGAAUUCCGAAGCCCUACCACCUCAUAGACGAUGGAUGUUCACCGUAGAGCUGUUACGUUAUUAUCUGUUGGGAGCUGUACAGCGGUCACUGCAACAGAUAUUGCUACAGCAAGGACCAAGAUGUGGCGGAAACGACGUGCGUACGGGAGCCCCAACAGUACAGGAGUCGUUUUGCGUCACUCCCGCCGCAGGAGCCGCUCCUGUAUCUCAUCUGUCCAACUUUGGCAUGAGAGGGCUUAGUGGCAGUGACGAUAUGACUAGCCGGUCUUCCACUGAGACUGGAAGCAGUAGCAGCGCAGCAGAAGCCUCCGAAUUGCGCCAGCGCGCUGUUGGGGCUCCUCCCUUCCCGGAUUUGUCCACUGUCAGGGCCCUGUUGCUACAUGCACAUGCAGCUGCUGGGAGGGUCGCGCUGCUUCAUGACCAGUUGCUCCUGCUCCUUCAUGCCUUCACGAGCGUCACUUCUGUCGACUUUGAUGACCGAGGAGAGGAAGCGUCACUGCCUCAUUUAAUUUUUAAGACAUUUCUAGCACCCAACAAGGACGAGUUGCCAGUGCUUCAGUUGUCCCUUACAAUUGACCUAAGCGAAGCGCUUGCACGCGGCUCUAUGUUGCUUGCGGUAGAGGCUGUAGAGGUAAAGUGUCUUUCGGCGCUUGACGAUAUGUGCGCUGACGGGCAACAAGCAUGUAAUGGCCUGCGAAGCGCUCUUUUGACUCGUCUUGAGGCCUUGUGGGAUUCAGAGAAGCAAACGCUUUCGUCCGAAGGGUGCAUAAAGGCCUUCUCUGACCAGGGACUCGUGGAGUGUCUGUACUCCGCAUGCGAUGAAUGUGGCUAUACCAGCGCUGUAGAAGACUGGCGGCUUGAUCAUGCUGCAACCGCACAUCCGGAGGGCGAUGGUUUCACAGCCUUCGCUUUGUGGGGAUCUACAGAGGCUAAAGAGCUAGAACGGUGGACAGCCCUUCUGGAGGACGCGGGUAUUGCACCCCUCCUGUCCUAG